This is a messenger RNA of Pungitius pungitius (ninespine stickleback), 806 nucleotides long. RefSeq names its product LTO1 maturation factor of ABCE1 (gene lto1). Bases 135 to 560 code for a protein of 141 amino acids. The transcript is spliced from 5 exons. Lineage: Eukaryota; Metazoa; Chordata; Actinopteri; Perciformes; Gasterosteidae. The record is from RefSeq and is a predicted model, not a curated record.
CCGCGGCGGGGAGGAGGAAGCUCGUGUGGCUGAUCGAAGCCGGUGGAAACAGCAGAGUGAGCAGUCAGCGUUCUUCCCAAAGCUCCGGGACGGGAACCCUGCGAGCUGUGGGACUCGUGGGUUCUGUCGGGACGAUGGCGGGCCGCUGCGGGGGAGAAGAUCUGUUCGACAACAUUCUUCUGGCGGAUGAGAGGUUCCGAGGGGAGGGGUACCAGGAGGGCUUCCACAGAGGCAGCCGGCGAGGCCUGCAGGAGGGCCGCAGACAUGGGGCCUCUCACGGGGCCAAGCUGUCCACUGAGAUUUCCUUUUAUUACGGCUUCGCUGUCACAUGGAGAUGUCUCCUCCGACAGAGCGCUGAUGUCAGAUCCAGGAAGCGGAUGAAGGCGUUGGAGGCUCUGCUGGCUCUGAUCCACACUUCUCCUCAUGACGAUCCACAGUCUGCCCACCUCCAAGAGCACACAGAGAAGCUUCGUGCCAAGUUCAGACAGGUGUGCUCCAUGCUCAGUGUGCCCGCCGACUUCAGCGAUUACAUCAGAACUUCUGCUGGCACUUCUUUCUGAUCCGACCUCUACGUGCUGCCACGGAGAGAGAGACAGCGGCCCUGUAGCUCCCCCCCCCCCCCCCCGGGCAACUGAUUGGUGUGCAGUGGUUUGUGAGCGUGCUGACUCUGUGACUCUGGAGCACCUGAGGGGACGCCUGCUCCUCCCCAGUAGCACCCCACCCACUGGCAGGGGGAGAUGGACACUGGGAUUUAUUGCAGUGUUUUUUAGGCAAAGCAGCAAAUCAAAAUAAAAUCUUGGAACAUA